Molecule: messenger RNA, 1564 nt
Organism: Anarrhichthys ocellatus (wolf-eel)
Lineage: Eukaryota; Metazoa; Chordata; Actinopteri; Perciformes; Anarhichadidae
Gene: vps4a
Product: vacuolar protein sorting 4 homolog A
Exons: 11
Coding region: 192-1502 (436 amino acids)
Biological process (GO): vacuole organization; endosomal transport
Molecular function (GO): ATP binding; ATP hydrolysis activity
Source: RefSeq, a predicted model, not a curated record
AGCCGCAGCCUCCUUGUUGCUGUGGUUUUGUUGGGUCGAGGCAGAGCUGUCAUAUUAGCUAGCGGUUAGCUAACGCACUGUUUUGUCAUGUCCAGAGCAACACAGGGCUGCUAACGGGUUCAUUUCUUCACAUAUCCGCCUUUGGGUCGAGUCAGGGAAAUCUGAGCGCGAGAGUACAAGAGUGAGAUGAAAUGACAACGUCAACAUUACAGAAAGCGAUUGAUCUUGUGACAAAAGCCACAGAGGAAGACAAGGCGAAGAAUUAUGAGGAGGCCUUGCGUCUGUACCAGCACGCUGUGGAGUAUUUCCUACAUGCCAUCAAAUAUGAGGCCCACAGCGACAAGGCCAAGGAGAGCAUACGAGCAAAGUGCAUGCAGUACCUGGACCGGGCGGAGAAGCUGAAAGACUAUCUGAAGAAUAAAGACAAACAGGGCAAGAAGCCCGUGAAGGAGGCGCAGAGCAAUGACAAGAGUGAUAGCGACAGCGAGGGUGAAAAUCCAGAGAAGAAGAAGCUGCAGGAGCAACUUAUGGGUGCCAUUGUAAUGGAGAAGCCCAAUGUGAGUUGGAAUGAUGUGGCCGGACUGGAAGGAGCUAAGGAAGCUCUGAAGGAAGCUGUCAUCCUGCCCAUCAAAUUCCCUCACCUCUUUACAGGCAAGCGGACUCCAUGGAGAGGCAUCCUGCUGUUUGGCCCUCCAGGGACGGGGAAGUCGUACCUGGCUAAGGCCGUGGCCACCGAGGCCAAUAACUCCACCUUCUUCUCUGUCUCCUCCUCGGACCUCAUGUCCAAGUGGCUCGGAGAGAGUGAGAAGCUGGUGAAGAACUUGUUCGACCUGGCUCGCCAGCACAAACCCUCGAUCAUCUUCAUUGACGAGGUGGACUCGCUGUGCGGCUCCAGGAACGAGAACGAGAGCGAGGCCGCCCGCCGCAUCAAGACGGAGUUCCUGGUCCAGAUGCAGGGUGUGGGAAACAACAACGAUGGUGUCUUGGUUCUGGGAGCCACCAACAUCCCCUGGGUGCUAGACGCUGCCAUCCGCAGGAGAUUUGAGAAGCGUAUCUACAUCCCUCUGCCGGAGGAGCCGGCUCGGGCUCAGAUGUUUCGUCUUCACCUGGGCAACACUCCACACAGCCUGAGCGAGCCCGACCUGCGGCAGCUCGCCCACAAAACAGACGGCUACUCCGGCGCCGACAUCAGCGUUAUCGUCCGGGAUGCUCUCAUGCAGCCGGUCAGGAAGGUCCAGUCUGCUACACACUUCAAAAAGGUUCACGGUCCAUCCCGAAGCAACAACCAGCUGAUGGUGGACGACCUCUUGACUCCUUGUUCCCCUGGUGACCCUGCUGCCAUAGAGCUGACCUGGAUGGAUGUGCCUAGUGAUAAGCUACUGGAGCCCAUAGUCUGCAUGUCGGACAUGCUGCGCUCUCUGUCCACCACCCGCCCCACAGUCAACACUGAAGAUCUCCUGAAGGUCCAGAAGUUCACAGAGGACUUUGGGAUGGAGGGCUGAGAGACAGAGCCCCUCCUCUCCCCGGGCCACGAGAAGGGUCAAACUGCUCCCAACAACACUCA